GUUGGAUCCCCAAACUUCCGUUACUGUUAGAAUUCUGGGUGAGAAUUGUCUACCUUAGCUCAUGUGCCCUCCCGCCUAGAGUGAUUGAUUUAAAAGCAGCUUGCAUCCCGGAAGCUCAGUGGAGCUCCGCAGAGCAGCAGUUCUAAACUUUUCAGUUAAAUUUCCGGAACCAGAGCCGGGGGUGCCCUUUCCCUGGAAAAUGGCAGAAGUUAACCAGCUGAGACGGUUCUGGUACGUAGCACGCUAUACGUAAGAGAUUCCAAGGCAGAAAAAUACUCAAGAGACUCAAAGGAAACUGGCCAGGUGACCACUGACUUGCUAAGGUCUCUGCAGCUGAGAGCCUGCCUACAAUUUCCAGCAUGCUUCGGGCUACACCUCGGCCAACUGACAGUACCACGCACCAAUGGGAGAACCCUAUCUGAGUUUGGGGUGGAGUCCGUCCUGCGGCACUCAGCGCGGCCUUUUCAACGACCCAGAGGCCUCUCUGGUGGCAGCUCACCUUCGUCACGCCUACCACUUUAUGCCGCUCACUCCCAGACUCCUCCUCCCAAUCAUGCACGAGACCCUCCCUUGGUCCCUCUUCUUUCGCCGCGCGAGUGGCCAGAGAGGAUGUGGAACUUGCUGAGCUUAUUGGAUGACAGUGAUGUCACUCAGGAGGAGAGCGACGAGGCCCUCUCCUUUCGGACGGAACCCAAGUCAUGCAGCCUGAAGCCACAGAUCGGCAUCCUCUGUCCAGUAUGUGAUGCUCAAGUGGACCUGCCCUUGGGUGGAGUGAAGGCUUUAACGGUAGACCACCUGGCCAUGAAUGACGUCAUGCUGGAGAGUCUGCACGGGGAAGGCCAGGGCCUGGUGUGUGACCUGUGUAGCGACAGAGAAGUAGAGAAGAGGUGUCAGACCUGCAAGGCCAAUCUCUGCCACUUCUGCUGCCAGGCUCACAGGCGGCAGAAGAAGACAACGGAUCACACCAUGGUGGACCUGAAAGACCUAAAAGGCUACAGUCGGGUUGGAAAGCCUAUCCUAUGUCCUUCCCACCCUGCCGAGGAGCUGAGGCUGUUCUGUGAGCUCUGUGACCGGCCGGUGUGUCGGGACUGUGUAGUUGGGGAGCACCGAGAGCACCCCUACGACUUCACCAGCAACGUCAUCCACAAGCAUGGAGAUUCCGUGCGGGAGCUGCUUCGAGACACCCAGCCCCACGUGGAGGCCCUGGAAGACGCCCUGGCUCAGAUCAAAAGUUCGAACAACGCCCUCCAAGAGCGCGUGGAGGCGGUGGCAGCUGACGUCCGAACGUUUUCUGAGGGCUACAUCAGAGCCAUCGAGGAGCAUCGGGACAAGCUGCUACGACAGCUGGAUGACAUACGGGUCCAGAAGGAAAACUCUUUACAGCUGCAGAAAGCACAGCUGGAACAGCUGCUGGCUGAUAUGCGGACUGGAGUGGAGUUCACUGAGCACCUGCUGACCAGCGGCUCAGACUUGGAGAUCCUGGUCACCAAGGGAGUGGUCGUAGAGCGGCUCAGGAAGCUGAAUAAGGUUGAAUACAGUGCCCGCCCAGGAGUGAACCAUAAGAUCUGCUUCUCCCCUCAGGAGAAGGCAAGGUGCCAAGGCUAUGAAGUAUAUGGGGCCAUUAACACGCAGGAAGUUGAUCCAGCUCAAUGUGUCCUUCAGGGAGAAGAUCUCCAUAGAGCUCGAGAGAAACAGACAGCCUCUUUUACCUUGGUCUGUAAGGAUGCCACGGGAGAGAGCAUGAGCAGGGGAGGAGACAACGUCCGUGUGGAAGUUGUCCCCAAAAAUAAGAAGGACAGUCCGAUCAGAACAGUGGUCCAGGACAACAAGGAUGGAUCCUACCGUGUUUCCUACACCCCCAAGGAACCUGGCGUCUACACUGUGUGGGUUGGCAUCAGAGAGCAGCAAGUGCAGGGCUCACCGUUCAAUGUGACCGUGAGGAGGAAGCAUCGGCCGCAUCCAGGCGUGUUUCACUGCUGCACCUUCUGUUCCAGUGGAGGCCAGAAGACUGCACGCUGUGCCUGCGGAGGCACCAUGCCAGGUGGGUACCUUGGCUGUGGCCAUGGACACAAAGGCCACCCGGGGCGUCCACACUGGUCUUGCUGUGGGAAGUUUAUUGAGAAGUCAGAGUGUUCGUACUCAACUGGGCAGAGCGCACCGAGGAGUCUGCUUAGGACCGUGGCACUCUGAUGGCUUCCUGGGGACAAGUUGGGCCAGGUAAACCUGAAGUUAGCAUGACUUCGGAUGUACAGAGAACCCAGAGCUUGAGUAGUUCCAAAGAGACUGACAGAAUUAAAGACAAAGUGCUUUCUAACGUCA
Molecule: messenger RNA, 2319 nt
Organism: Rattus norvegicus (Norway rat)
Lineage: Eukaryota; Metazoa; Chordata; Mammalia; Rodentia; Muridae
Source: RefSeq, a predicted model, not a curated record